This is a messenger RNA of Ornithodoros turicata, 566 nucleotides long. RefSeq lists its product as uncharacterized. NCBI's taxonomy places the organism in Eukaryota, Metazoa, Arthropoda, Arachnida, Ixodida, Argasidae. The record is from RefSeq and is a predicted model, not a curated record. The coding region runs from base 194 to 562 and encodes 122 amino acids. The transcript is spliced from 4 exons.
UGAGUAUUUCUCACACGUCGUUGACGUUUUGUCGUUCAUAGCGGGUUUCAGCUCAAUCGUCUAUCCGAAGCUACUACAAAGUAGAGACGAAGACGGUAAGCAGUUACUGGUGAUCGACGACAAACUACAACUGAAGCUGGAGAAAAGUUCGGUGCUUGCAAAGCAAUUUCUAUACACAACGCAUGAGGACGGCAUGGAAAUUCAUCACCACUUGGACGGUGAAGAUCUGGAGAAAAAUUUGUAUCAUGACUCAGACAAGAUGGCUUCCCUCAUGAUGUCAACGGAAGGUGGACUUCGAGUGGAAGGCAUUAUUGGAAGCAACCUCCGGAUAAGGCCGCUCGAUGCUAGAGAACGUAGCUCUGAAGGUGAUACGGGACACCUAGUUUACCAGGUGAAGGAAAGAAUGUCUCGAUCGGCAGACAUCUUGUAUGCCCCUGGCAAAGAAUUUGACAAAGGUGCUUCUACGUUUGUGAAGCCAGUGCAUGGUAAAUGUUUUUCCAAUCGAAAUAUAUGGCAGGUACACAUGACAAGUAGUCUUCGAGCAGUCAUGACGUUGACUUGAUGCU